Messenger RNA from Thamnophis sirtalis, 1436 nucleotides. The record is from RefSeq and is a predicted model, not a curated record. NCBI's taxonomy places the organism in Eukaryota, Metazoa, Chordata, Lepidosauria, Squamata, Natricidae.
AAAACUACACUUCCCAGGAGGCAGAAGAGUCGGGCGCAUGCGCGUCUCCUGCCUCCAGCAUGGCUACGGUGUUGUCACGGGCGCUGAAGCUGCCAGGUAAGAAAAGUCCAGACCUUGGAGAGUAUGACCCUCUCACUCAGGCUGACAGUGAUGAGAGCGAAGAUGACUUGGUCCUCAAUUUGCAGAAGAAUGGUGGAGUUAAAAAUGGGAAAAGUCCCCUAGGGGAAAUCCAGGAUAUUGAUUCUGAUGUGGAAACCUGUAUUGCCAAGCAACAUCUCUCGGAGGGUAUGAUGGAAGAGUACCCAAGUGAAAUGAACAAUGAUUUGGAGCAGAAGACUGCCAGUUCCUUGAUGCCUUUUUUGCGCACAGCCAUGUUUUUACUCACUGUGGUUAUCUCCAUGAUCCUUGUGCUGGUCUGUGCUUUCCUCAUUCCUUGUCCACCAAGAGACUUGCAUAAUACUUGGAUUCACAACUUAGGACAAGUAGCAGAUGGAGUUCUGUUUCCACCAGAACUUUUUGAUGUAAAUAAUGAUGGUCUCCCUGAUGUCUUACUCUCCUUCACAGCUUUGAAAAAUGCUAGCGUGUUGGGUGUCUCCACGCCAUGGGUAACAAUAAUGGCACUUUCGGGUAUGAACGGCAGCAUCUUAUGGUCCAGUCAUGUUAAAGAAGAGAUUCUAGGUGUGCAGUGUAAGAAUUUGGACUCUGCGUUCUCUGCAGAGCCCGUCUGCCUUGUUACUGGGACCUCUACAUUCCUCAGUCUUCUGAGUGCCUCAUCAGGUAAACCGGUUUGGACCUUUGAUUCCCCCCACUUUUCCAAUGGAAUCUUGGCUGCUCCAGCUGUUAUUAUACCUGAUGUGGAUGGAGAUCGGGUCAGCGAUUUGAUGGUCUUAACCCUUGGAAAAACACAGCCAGAAUUAGGCUUUAUCCUGAUAUCGGGUAAAACUGGAAACCCAGUGGGAGGACCUGUGAAGUACAGCAUCAAUAGAAGUGGAAAACUGAUUGAUCCACAGACUUACAUUACCUGUCAUGGAGCAGUCUACAUCCUGUUUGGCUUUGGUCGGGUCUAUGCAGUUGCUUUACGAGAUAUCUUUGCGCAGGCCAGAAAUCACGAUAAUUUCCCUCCAGUGCUGCAGCACGAAGAACCAGAGUGGGAGAAACACAGAUCGAUCAAUUUGUCAGAGUUCAUUGAUAUUUACAGUGGUGGCGUUGUGUUUCUACAGGCAGUGAAAUCUCCUGACAGCAAUUGCAGUGACCUUUUGAUCACCACUGAACAUGGUUUGACUUUACUGCGAGGUCAAGAUUUGGAACAGCUUUGGACUCUAAAGAAGCGAGAUAUGGAUAUGGAUAUUGACAGUCAGCCUUGCCCAGGAUACUUCAAUGAUGAUCAAACUUUGGACUUCAUGCUUCAGGGCCAGCAUGGAAACGUCUCUAGAAAG